Messenger RNA from Coregonus sp. 'balchen', 8647 nucleotides. Lineage: Eukaryota; Metazoa; Chordata; Actinopteri; Salmoniformes; Salmonidae. The record is from the annotation of a GenBank genome assembly.
AUGUUGGACGACUUGUCGGUGAUAAUAGUCAACGGACCACUCACCUUUCUCAACAUCUUUGCAAACAUAUUUUUUGCCUUCUGCAUGCUCUGUCCACCGCACGGCAGAGAGGGACUCAAACAGCCUGUGAAGUUACUCCUGGGAUCUAUGGUAUUCUGUACCACUGUCUAUCUGGUCUCUCUCAUUGCAGCACAAUGCUUGUGGAUGGUCUCUGCCAGUUCUGAGUUUUUCUAUGCUGCUUAUCUAAUAAUGGUGUACAUGGCAUCAACCAGCAUGUCAACCUCUGUCUGGCUGAAUUUCUUCUACUACACCCAGAUCGUCCCUGCCCAGCGAGCUCUCUUCACCUGGGUGAAGAGGAACAUCAAAAGCAUCAUCUACUGGGGCCUAUUUGGCGACAGGAUGUUAUUUUUGUUUCAAUUUGCUUUUAGGGCUGCAGGAGAAUUUUAUUCCUCAGAAGAAUGGCCUACUAAUAGCACAGGUUUCACAUCAACGAAUGGCACUGCUAAUGUCUCUCCCAAAAAGGUGGUGCUUAAAAACACAAACUAAUGCCACACCAGGGUGUUGUAGUGGAUGAACAUAUGGAGGACAUAUUUACUUCACAUAACAUAAUUCAAUUGGACGAUGAUACUCAAACAUAUUAAAAUGUUCCCCCUGGGAGCCUUACACUUUAAACAUAAUGUUCUUAAUUUAAUGACUGACACAUUUAAAGUGUUAUAAUAAUAAUAUGCCAUUUAGCAGACGCUUUUAUCCAAAGCGACUUACAGUCAUGCGUGCAUACAUUUUUUGUGUAUGGGUGGUCCCGGGGAUCGAACCCACUACCCUGGCGUUACAAGCGCCAUGCUCUACCAAUUGAGCUACAGAGGACCACGUUGGGUUGGGUAUUGGGUUAAGUGUUCAUUUAAAACUAUUUCAGAUGGGUUCAUGUAACACAGUGAGAGUUAAACAUUACUAAAGAGGAUUGGCUGUGUAUAUAUCAUGGUAACACUUGGAGUUAAACAUCACUAAAGAGGUUUGGCUGUCUAUAUCAUGGUAACACUGGGAGUUAAACAUCACUAAAGAGGAUUGGCUGUGUGUAUUUGUAUUUGUAUUUAUUGUGGCAGCAGCUACUCUUCCUGUGGUCCAGCAAAAAUGAAGGCGGUAAUAUACAUUAUAAACAUUCAAAUACAUUUUUAGUCAUUUAGCAGACGCUCUUAUCCAGAGCGACUUACAGUUAGUGAGUGCACACAUGAUUUUUUUUAUAUACUGGCCCCCCAUGGGAAUCAAACCCACAACCCUGGCGUUGCAAACACCAUGCUCCACCAACUGAGCUACAUCCCUGCCGGCCAUUCCCUCCCCUGGACGACGCAGGGCCAAUUGUGCGCCGCCCCAUGGGUCUGCCAGUCGCAGCCGGCUACGACAGAGCCUGGAUUAGAACCAGGAUCUCUAGUGGCACAGCUAGCUCUGCGAUGCAGUGCCUUAGACCACUGCACCACUCGGGAGGCGAUACCUUAAGUGUGUGCCCUCAGGCCACUACUCUACUACAACCAACAAUCCAGGUGUACGUGUGUUUAUAGUGUGUAUGUUAUGUGUGUUUGUAUGCGUGUGUUUGUGCCUGUGUGUGUGACUCUUCACAGUCCUCGCUGUUCCAUAAGGUGUAUUUUUAUCAGUUUUUUAAAAUCAGAUUUUACUGCUUUUGUGAGAUACUUGAUGUGGAAUAGAGUUCCAUGUAGCCAUGGCUUUAUGUAGUACUGUGCACAUCCCAUAGUCUGUUCUGGACUUGGGGACUGUGAAGAGAGCUCUGGUGGCAUGUCUUGUGGGGUAUGCAUGGGUGUCCGAGUAGUGUGUGCUAGUAUUUUAAACAGACAGCUCGGUGCAUUCAACAUGUCAAUACUUCUUACAAAAACAAGUAGUGAUGAAGUCAGUCUCUCCUCUACUUUGAGCCAUGAGAGAUUGGCAUGCAUAUUUUUAAUGUUAGCUCUACGUGUACAUUUAAGGGCCAGCCGUGCUGCCCUGUUCUGGGCCAGUCUUUGUGGCACCUGACCACACGACUGGGCAGUAGUCCAGGUGCGACAAAACUAGGGCAUGUAGUUAUUGAUAUUGUUGUUAAGAAGAAGAAGUUGUCCACAUCUUAGCUACUGUUGCAUCACUACUGUAUGUUUUGACCAUAACAGUUUACAAUCCAGGGUUACUCAAAGCAGUUUAGUCUCCUCAACUUGCUCAAUUUCCACAUUAUUCAUUACAAUAUUUAGUUGAGGCUUAGAGUUUAGUGAAUGAUUUGUCCCAAAUGCUUUUAGUUUUUGAAAUAUUUAGGACUAACUUAUUUCUUGCCACCCAUUCUGAAACUGACUGCAGUUCUUUGUUAAGUGUUGCAGUGAUUUCACUCGCUGUAGUAGCUGACGUGUAUAGUGUUGAGUCAUCGACAUACAUAGACACACAGGCUUUACUCAGAGCCAGUGGCAGGUCAUUAGUAAAGAUCUACAAAAGUAAGGGGCCUAGACAGCUGCCGUGGGGAAUGCCUGAUUCUACCUGUAUUAUGUUGGAGAGGCUACCAUUAAAGAACACCCUCUGUGAUCUGUUAGAUAGGUAACUAUCAAUCCACAAUAUAGCAGGGGGUAUAAAGCCAUAACAUAUAUGUUUUUCCAGCAGUAUACUAUGACCGAUAAUGUCAAAAGCUGCACUGAAGUCUAACAAAACAGCUCCCGCAAUUUCAAUUAUCAAUUUCUCUCAGCCAAUCAUCAGUCAUUUGUGUAAGUGCCGUGCAUGUUGAAUGCCCUUCCCUAUAAGCGUGCUGAAAGUCUGUUGUUAAUUUAUUUACUGUAAAAUAGCAUAAUAUAUGGUCAAACACCAUUUUCCCCAAAACUUUACUAAGGGUUGGUAACAGGCUGAUUGGUCGGCUAUUUGAGCCAGUAAAGGGUGCUUUACUAUUCUUGGGUAGCAGAAUGACUUUUUGCAUUCCCUCCAGGCCUGAGGGCACACACUUUUUUGUAUUCUUAGAUUGAAGAGAUGGCAAAUAGGAGUGGCAAUAUCGUCCUCUAUCGUCCUCAGUAAUUUUCCAUUGAAGUUGUCAGACCCAGGUGGCUUGUCAUUGUUGAUAGACAACAAUACUUUUUUCAGCUCUUCCACACUCACUUUACGGAAUUCAAAAUUACAAUGCUUUUCUUUCAUAAUUUGGCCAGUUAAACCUGGAUGUGUAGGUUUGGCAUUUGUCGCUGGCAUGUUAUGCCUAAGUUUGCUAAUCUUGCCAAUGAAAAAAUCAUUAAAGUAGUUGGCAAUAUCAGUGGGUUUUGUGAUUAAUGAACCAUCUGAUUCAAUGAAUGAUGGAGCUGAGUUUGCCUUUUUGCCCAAAAUUCAUUUAUUGUGCUCCAAAGCUUUUUAUUAUAAUUCUUUAUAUAAUUUAUCUUUGUUUCAUAGUAUAGUUUCUUAUUCUUUUUGUUCUUUUUAGUCACAUGAUUUCUCAGUUUGCAGUAGGUUUGCCAAUUGGUUGUGCAGACAGACUUAUUUGCCAUUCCUUUUACCUCAACCCUCUCAACCGUAACAUUUUUUAAUUCCUCAUCAAUCCACAGGGAUUUAAUCGUUUUCACAGUCAAUUUCUUAGUGGGUGCAUGCUUAUUAGUAACUGGAGUAAGCAAUUUCAUAAAUGUGUCAAGUGCAGCGGUACAUCCUGGAAAUAGUAGAUUAUGCCACCCGGUAUCCCGAGGUCAUUCCCCUACGGGCGGCGGUCUCCAAGGGAAUUGCCUGGGAGCUGUUCCACCUCUUUAGCCUUGUGGGCAUGCCGAACGAGAUCCUGACCGACCAAGGUACCGAAUUUAUGUCCCGACUAAUUAAAUAUUUGUGUGCUCUCCUACAGAUCAAGCAGAUCCGGAUCUCCGUCUUUCACCCGCAGACGGAUGUGCUCGUCGAGCGGUUCAAUAAAACGCUCAAACAAAUGCUGCGGAAGGUCAUCGAGCAGGACAGGAAGAACUGGGACCAGCUACUUCCCCACCGAAUGUUCUCGGUCCGAGAAGUGCCCCAGUCAUCCACCAGGUUUUCCCUUUUCGAACUCCUCUACGGGUGAAGGCCACACGGCCUACUGGACCUCGCCAAGGAGGUGUGGGAAGCCCAGCCAACCCCCUUACGCAGCGUGGUAGAACACGUGGAGACAAUGAGGGAGUGGAUGACAGCCAUAUGGCCAGUUGUAAGGGAACAUAUGGAGAAGGCCCAACGCGCCCAAGCCCAGGUCUACAAUCGGGGAACCCAGCCCCGAGAAUUCCAGGUGGGAGACAAGGUACUGGUCCUAACCCCCACAGCAGAAAGUAAGUUCCUGGCAACAUGGCACGGGCCGUACGAGGUGAUAGAGAAGCUGGGACCCUUCAAUUACCAUGUAUGGCAGCCGGGGAGACGGAAACCCUAACAGAUUUACCACGUGAACCUAUUGAAGAGGUGGCACGAGAGGACAGCCUUGGCCGUGUUAUGGUCGGGACCCAGGACACCAACGGUACCAGUGGUGGUCCUGAGCAAUGAGGACCUUGACCCGGCUUAGAAGCAAAUGCUCCGGGAGCUCGUCGAUCGGAACACAGCAGUGUUUUCUGAGAAGCCGGGCCGCACGACCCUCAUUGAACACCACAUCCGCACCCGGCCCGGGAAAAUGGUACGAAAGAGGCCAUACCGGAUUCCUGAGGCCCGUAGGAAGGCUGUGAAGCAGGAAGUGGAGGCUAUGCUGAGGAUGGGGGUCGUCGAAUAGUCCCACAGCGCAUGGUGCAGCCCCAUUGUGUUGGUGCCCAAACCAAAUGGUAGCCUGCACUUCUGUAAUGACAUCCGGGGUGUGAACGACAUCUGCUUGUUCGAUGCCUACCCCAUGCCAAGGGUAGACGAGCUCAUCGACCGAUUGGGAAAGGCCCGAUAUAUCAGCACCCUCGACCUGCCCAAAGGAUAUUGGGAAGUACCGUUGACAGCCUCCUCCCGGGAGAAGAUGGCGUUUUCGACAUCGGACGGCUUAUAUCAGUACCGGGUCCUCCCAUUCGGUCUACACGGAGCCCCGCCCACGUUCUAGCGCCUGUUGGACCGAGUCCUCCGACCCCACCAACAGUACGCAGCGGCCUAUUUGGAUGAUAUCAUCAUCCACAGCCAAGGUUGGGAAGGGCACCUGACGCGCCUCCAGGCGGUGCUGGACGCACUCAGGCAAGCCGGGUUGACAGCGAACCUCAAGAAAUGUAAGCUAGGGAUCGAGGAGGUGGAGUACCUGGGGUAUUUGAUCGGACGGGCUAACGUCAAGCCCCAGGAGAGGAAGGUCCACGUGGUACGUGACUGGCCCGUUCCACGCACCAAGACACAGAUCAAGUCCUUCCUGGGACUGGCAGGAUACUACAGCCGGUUUAUCUCCAACUUUGCGGCUAUAGCCUCCCCCCUUACCGAUCUAACCAGGGCCCACCUCCCAAAAACAGUGAAAUGGACGGGCGAGACCGAAGCGGCGUUCAGGCGCCUGAAGGAAGCGCUGUGCUCCCAUCCGAUUCUCGUAACGCCUGAUUUCCAGGUACUGAUGUUGGUCCAGACGGAUGCCUGUGAAACGGGACUAGGGGCCAUCCUGUCCCAGGUACACGAUGGGGAGGAGCACCCCAUCAUGUACAUAAGCCGAAAGCUGAUACCCAGAGAAAGAAAGUACUCUAUUGUCGAGAAAGAGUGUCUAGUUGUGAAGUGGGCACUAGACAAUCUCAAGUAUUACUUGUUGGGCACCCACUUCACCCUGGUCACAGACCAUGCUCCUCUGGUCUGGAUGGCCAGGGGAAGGGACACAAACAAUCCGGUCACCAGGUGGUUCUUGUCCCUUCAACACUUAUCUUUUUCUGGGAACGCGGAUGCCCUAUCGAGAAGGGAGACAUGCGUCGCCCUAACGACAGCCCCCUCCCUGACAGGGCUAAGGGGGGGGGGGGGGGGGGGAUUCCGCAGGUUAGCCACCAGGGGGAGACUCGUCGAGGCCUGGUGGCAGACGGAGUCUACAUCACGCGGCGAUGGCUCCCUCUGCUGGACGUGCCAGGUCUAUACGGGCUCUCCGGCCAGGACUAAUUGGGGCUGAUUGGUAACAGUGGGAGUUAAACAUUACAUUUGUUUGCAAAGAUGUUUAGUAAGGUGAGUGGUCCGUUGACUAUUAUCACUAAAGAGGUUUGGCUGUGUACAUCAUGGUAACAGUGGGAGUUAAACAUCACUAAAGAGGUUUGGCUGUGUACAUCACUAAAGAGUAUUGGCUGUGUAUAUUAUGGUAACAAAAAUAAAGUAGUGUCAGGAGACUCAGGACUUUCAUGAAAGGUGGUCUAUAGUCUCCCUACUACAUUAAGUAGCUUUUAUGAAUAUUCACCUGUAAAGUUUUCUGUAUGACCUGUGGAAUGACAGCCAGACAGUGCAGGAUGUCCAUGAUGGCCCAUGCAAUGGCAUGCAGUAUUGGCCAUUUCAGUCAGUGUGCCAAAGCUGUCAGUGAGUUCAGCAGACAUCUUGCCCCCGUCACCCUCGGUCCCGCUGAGGGAGCACACGCGACAAACACACGCUUACAAUGGGAUGUGAAAUGUGAUCUACUAGCUAGUCAUCGGAGGUGCUCAUGGUUUUCUACGGGUGUAAAUGACUAGACAGCUAGACACACGACUUUGCCUCUCUAAACAAGAAUGUCACAGUUAAACUGCCUGUUUAUAGGAAGACGUUUGAUAGAACUGGGAGCUAUCUAGCAGACUUUCUAUAGACUUGAUAGAGUUGGGAGCUAGCUAGCAGACCAGCUACAGACUUGAUAGAGCUGGAAGCUAGCUAGCAGACCGGCUACAGACGUGAUAGAGCUGGAAGCUAGCUAGCAGACCAGCUACAGACUUAAUAGAGCUGGAAGCUAGCUACAUACCGGCUACAGACUUGAUAGAACUGGGAGCUAGCUAGCAGACCGGCUACAGGCUUGUGGAUAGGGGUGUGGAAGGGAAUGUUAUGGAUGCAUGUGACCACCUAGCUUGCCAAACAGGCACUUUCCCUGUACUUGACACUGUCAAAUAAAAUGUUAACAGGGUAGUUAACUCUGUGUUGUUGUGUGUUUUAAUGUCCAUUGUGGAAGUGAUCACACUUUACUUAAAAUCUACAAAUACCUAUUUAGUAUUUUAUAAAUAAGUGAACUACUUUACUUAAAGCAAACAAAAACACAUGAAUAAUGUUUCAUAGAGCAUCAUAAAUUAAGUCUGAAAGUGUAUUAUACGACACUUUAUAAUACCCUUGUGGCAUAGUGCCUUAUAAGCAUUAUGCAACCUGUGACAGAUCUAUUUUCUGAUCAGGAAGGCUAUAAUGCAUUAAGUUCUCCGGGCAUAUAAUGCACUACAGCAAUGUAUUAUGAGGAUGAUUUAACUUCUUAUAAUACAUAGUAUUAUAAGGCACUAUAUGUGUAUCAUAAGGCAUUAUAAAUGCACUUAUAAGGCAUUUAUUGUAUGUCAUUGCGUAAUAAAAAGUUUCACCCAAUGUUUUCCUUUUUGGGGUAAUGUACACCUCAAUCAUUUACAUAUGGGUAUGUGCAAUGUAAAUAGGUUGUGCUAUGUUUGAGUUGGUUUUCCUGGUGUCUCAGACAACUGGCUGGGAUGGGGUGUCCAGCAUUUGAACACUAGACGCUGAGAGAGAAGAUAGGCUGUCCCUGCACACAUAAACCUCUUCAAAAAUGACACGUAUAAUGAUGGACAACUUGUCGGUGAUAAUAGUCAACGGACCACUCACCUUACUAAACAUCUUUGCAAACAUAUUUUUUGCUUCCUGCAUGCUCUGUCCACCGCACGGCAGAGAGGGACUCAAACAGCCUGUGAAGUUACUCCUGGGAUCUAUGGUAUUCUGUACCACUGUCUACCUGGUCUCUCUCAUUGCAGCACAAUGCUUGUGGAUGGUCUCUGCCAGUUCUGAGUUUUUCUAUGUUGCUUAUCUAAUAAUGGUGUACAUGGCAUCAACCAGCAUGUCAACCUCUGUCUGGCUGAAUUUCUUCUACUACACCCAGAUCGUCCCUGCCCAGCGAGCUCUCUUCACCUGGGUGAAGAGGAACAUCAAAAGCAUCAUCUACUGGGGCCUAUUUGGCGACAGGAUGUUCUUUAUGUUUCAAUUUGCUGUUAGGGCUGCAGGAGAAUUUUAUUCCUCAGAAGAAUGGUCUACUAAUAGCGCAGGUUUCACAUCAACAAAUGGCACUUCUAAUGUCUCUCCCAAAAAGGUGCUGCUUAAUAACACAACCACAUCAACUAAUGCCACUCCAAAAGAUGAUGCUGCCUCUCCAAAAGUCGUCCUGCUUUACACAUCAACAGCAAGUCUGUUUUUGGAAAUGAUCUACGUCUUUUUUUGCGUUUGUGUGAUGGUGGGGUCGAGCUGUGCCACGGUGCGUUACCUGCACAGACACAUGAAGAGCAUGAAAGAGAGCGGCAGCCCCUUCUCCUCUACCCGUCUCCACAGUCAGAUGAGGGUCACCAUCGCCGGUAUCCUGCAGGGAAUGAUCUACUUCUUUACAGCAGUGUGGAUUUUCCUUCAUUACUUAGGCAACGUUCUUUCCUCUACAUACUUUGACAAUAAAACCUUGUACACAGUUAUCUCUCUCUACAUGUUCAGCACCACUUUAAACCUGGGCAUCGGUCAGGUUGUUUUCCGACAGAGGGCAGCUGAUAUUUGGCUCAAAGCCCAACAGGCUGUAAAAUCAUUGAAGCCAUGA